GAGAAGUGUCGUAGCUUCAUUGAUCUGGCUCCGGCCUCAGAGAGAGGAGUCCUGUGGCUGUCGGUGGUAUCAGAGGUACUAUACAUCAUGUUGUUGGUGGUUGGGUUCAGUCUCAUGUGUCUGGAGCUGUUCCAUUCCAACAACGUCAUCGACGGACUUAAACUCAACGCCUUCGCUGCUGUUUUCACCGUGCUCUCAGGUCUGCUAGGCAUGGUGGCCCAUAUGAUGUACACCCAGGUUUUCCAGAUCACAGUUAGUCUGGGUCCUGAAGACUGGAGACCCCACACCUGGGACUAUGGAUGGUCCUUCUGCCUGGCAUGGGGCUCCUUCACCUGCUGCAUGGCAGCUUCCGUCACCACCCUCAACUCCUACACCAAGACGGUCAUCGAGUUCCGGCACAAGCGCAAAGUGUUGGAGCAGGGUCUCAGGGAGGAGCAGAACUACUUCGACCAGGAGGCCUUCCAUUACUUCAGGGACCACUCCCUCCAGUCCAUAUCCAGCUCCAUGGAGGUCUACCCUGGGCACGGGGGAGGAAGGCUGCCUGGGGGGCCUGGAGGCCUGGUGGGGUCCGGUCUGGUUGGAGUACCAGGGAGAGGGAAGAUGAGGAGGUCCUCAGGUUCCAUCGACCUGGGAGAGAACUCGGAGUCCUUGGGGGAGGAACAGUGCUGAGAGAGAGAGAGGGGGGAGAAGGUUGGGGAGUGG
Molecule: messenger RNA, 702 nt
Organism: Salvelinus fontinalis (brook trout)
Lineage: Eukaryota; Metazoa; Chordata; Actinopteri; Salmoniformes; Salmonidae
Product: germ cell-specific gene 1-like protein
Exons: 4
Coding region: 88-669 (193 amino acids)
Cellular component (GO): plasma membrane
Source: RefSeq, a predicted model, not a curated record